Messenger RNA from Vigna unguiculata (cowpea), 843 nucleotides. Its product is annotated as MADS-box transcription factor PHERES 2-like. NCBI's taxonomy places the organism in Eukaryota, Viridiplantae, Streptophyta, Magnoliopsida, Fabales, Fabaceae. The record is from RefSeq and is a predicted model, not a curated record. Gene Ontology annotation, molecular function: protein dimerization activity; DNA-binding transcription factor activity, RNA polymerase II-specific; cis-regulatory region sequence-specific DNA binding. Gene Ontology annotation, biological process: positive regulation of transcription by RNA polymerase II.
AUGCCAAGGAGAAAGAAAGUGACACUAAAACUGAUAGAGAAUUUUGUGGCAAGAAAAGCUCGUUACAGAAAAAUUCGAGAAAAUUUAUUGAAGAAGAUGGAAGAUAUUACCACCCUUUGUGAUGUGAAUGCAUGUGCAAUCAUCUAUGGCCCAGGGGACAACGUGCCAACUGUGUGGCCAUCCCAUGAUAUUGCUAAAGAGUUGCUCCACAAGUUUGAGAAUGCUCCAUUGCCAGAAAGGGUAAAAAAAAAUGUUACUCCACAAGUUUAUAUCGAGCAGAUGAACAGAAAGAUUGAAAGACAAGUCAUGAAACUGAAGAAGAAGAACGAUGAGAGAGACAUGUCAAAUUUCUUGUACAAAAUACAUGAGGGUAAGUCUUUAUCGGAUCUUGAUGCUAGCGAUAUAUCUCGUUUACUUUGUUAUGUGGAGGGAAAGUUGAAGUGUGGUGGAGUAAAAGUUGACAUUUCUAAACAACAGUUAUCAACUUAUAAACCUCCGACACCACUGGUUUCUUUUCCUCUGCAGAAUGACAUUGAUUCUUGUGCGAACAUAGAUGAACAAGUUUUUCAACAACAAUCAUCAUUAGAUUCAACGAAAGAAACUGGUCCAAUGAACAGUGAUUCUGAUAAUAAGGGGUUGUCUCAAGUCAGUGUUGAAAGUUUGAAUUUGGAUGAUACUGAUGUGGUGUUACCUUCUGGAAAUUUUAAUGAUGUGAUUGAUGAUAAUGACUUGGCAUUUGGGAUGAUAUUGCCUCAAGAUAAUUUUAUAGAUCUUUGUGAUAAUGGUGAUUUAGGACUUUUACAUGGGAGUUCUUCAGGUGAAAUUACAGGCAAUGACAUAUAG